AUGAAGGUCUUCUGUCUGCGGUCCAAGUCUGAUAGUGAAGACUGCACCAAGAACUAUAUUCUCAAGAUUCAGACGCAGUUCGGCAAGAAGAUCAAGUUCGUUCGGCAUGAUGGAGCGCAUAAGUUCGCGAACAACUCGAUCAAGACCUUCUACGAAGAUCAAGGCAUAGAGCAGCAGGUCACAUUGCCGUAUGCACACCAGACCAACGGCACUGCAGAACGCGCAAUACGGACCAUCGUCACGAUCGGACGCAGCUUGCUGCAUCAUGCAAAUCUGGAGAGGUGUCUCUGGGCUGAAGCGGCAAUGAAGGCGAUCUACAUCAAGAACCGACUGCCUUCACCCAAGAUCGACCACAAGACUCCGUUCGAGAUCGUGUACAAGUCGAAACCAAGUAUCAAGCACAUGCGUGUGUUUGGAUGUUAA
Peronospora matthiolae is the source of this 423-nucleotide messenger RNA. Lineage: Eukaryota; Oomycota; Peronosporomycetes; Peronosporales; Peronosporaceae. The record is from the annotation of a GenBank genome assembly.